GGGGGGAGCUACGGAAAGCGAGCAGGCCGGUCGCCUGGGCCGAAGGCUCCUGCGUUCGCCGCGGUUGUCGCAGUUCCGGCCGAACGGCCGCUCCGCGGGGCAGGCGAGUGGUAGCGGCGGGUGUCCCGCCGGCCCGGCUCCCACGGGCUCCCCGGCUGGCCCGGGCCCGGACGCCGCACUCACGGCGGCGCUGCCUCAGGAGCGGAAGGAGCUGCCGCCCGCGUCCCCCGAGGUCGGCGUCAUGAGGAGCCUGCCGUUCUUCUGCCGCGGCGAGGUGGUGCGUGGCUUCGGCCGCGGCUCCAAGCAGCUGGGCAUCCCCACCGCCAAUUUUCCUGAACAAGUAGUAGACAAUCUUCCAGCUGAUGUGUCCACUGGCAUUUACUACGGCUGGGCCAGUGUUGGCAGCGGAGACGUCCAUAAGAUGGUCGUGAGCAUAGGAUGGAACCCAUACUACAAGAAUGUGAAAAAGUCCAUGGAAACCCACAUCAUACAUACGUUCAAAGAGGACUUCUAUGGGGAAAUUCUCAAUGUGGCCAUUGUUGGCUACCUUAGACCUGAAAAGAACUUUGAUUCUUUAGAGGCACUUAUUUCAGCGAUUCAAGGUGACAUUGAAGAGGCUAAGAAACAGCUGGAUUUACCAGAACACUUGAAACUCAAAGAUGACAAUUUCUUCCAAGUUUCUAAAGGCAAAAUUAUGAAUGGCCACUGAUGAAAAGAGUACCUUACCUAUCCACUCACUAAUGUCUCACUGCUUCUGAUACAGUCUCAUCUUGAUCAUAUUUUAAAUCAAACCUUUCCCUGUAGCUGUCAAGUGGUCUUCAGCGUUUACUCCAUCAUGUUGUAUCGCACUAAAAGAUUCACUCAAAAAAAUCAAGACUUUUAAAAUGUAAUAACGUUGAUUAAAAUGUAGCACUAGAAAGCUAGUGUCUUGUAAUGGAAAUAAAGCCUGUGAGUGUGGGUGGAAAAGCAAGUCACUUGGGAAUGUGAGGACUGGCUGCACUUGAUAACCCCGUGCACUGAUGCUGGUGAGCCCAGCAAGCGAAUGCUGCUCAAUGGAAACUCUUCCCCGGAAAUGCAUCGCAUGGAGCUUACCCAAGGAGGAAAAUCCAGCCUGUAUUUUUAUUAUUUUGUGCAUUAAUAUAUUUUUACAGACCUACAAA
This is a messenger RNA of Meriones unguiculatus (Mongolian gerbil), 1160 nucleotides long. It is a transcript of the gene Rfk, whose product is annotated as riboflavin kinase. Gene Ontology annotation, biological process: FMN biosynthetic process; riboflavin biosynthetic process. NCBI's taxonomy places the organism in Eukaryota, Metazoa, Chordata, Mammalia, Rodentia, Muridae. The transcript is spliced from 4 exons. Gene Ontology annotation, cellular component: mitochondrion. The record is from RefSeq and is a predicted model, not a curated record. Gene Ontology annotation, molecular function: riboflavin kinase activity. The coding region runs from base 242 to 709 and encodes 155 amino acids.